AUCAACCGGAGAGGAGUGAAGGGACGGAUCUCCGGUCGGCGGCUGUCAGCUGUCUCUUUCACCCUGAACCCAGCAGAGGAAGAGGAAGAGGAGGAAGAGGAGGACCACGAUGUGCACCAGCGUCCAGCCUGUUGAAUGGACCGCCGACAUCAAGAACCAGAAUUUCGAUGGCAUCGUGUUGGUGACCCAGAGCCACGACACUCUGCCCGCUGAGCUCGAGUGUCUGAAAGCACCACUGCAGGACUACAGCUCUGUGGACAGCGGUCUUGGAGAUGAGGUAGUGGUCGUGAAGGUCCCUGGUCUCCCUGGUAACCGCCUGGUGUUUGCCUCCACCGGCCCGGUGAACCGCGAUUACGAUGAUGUCAGGCGUUUCAGUGACGCUGCACUCAACGGCAUCAAACGGGCCUUGAAAGCAGGCAUGCAGCGUCCCCUGCUGGUCUGUCCUCCACACAGGGACUAUAACAACAGCACCUUGGUGGCUGCACUCGGGGCCCUUCAGGCUCUAUACAUGCCUCUGGAAGUGAGGGAGGGGAAUGUAAAACCCAGCGAUCACAAGGUGUGUGUUCUGGGGCUGUGGGCAGCACAGAAGGCAGAGGGACAGAAACUGGUGAAGCUAGCCGACGCCCUGGAGAGUGGCAGACUGGCGUGUCGUGACAUCGGUGGCUCAGACCCUGAACGUAUGGCUGCUCCUCGUGCGGCUGAUUACGUCCAGGAACUCUUCAGGGACAGCCCUGUGCAGGUGGAAGUGGUGAGCGACCUGAAGGUUCUGGAGAAAGAGUAUCCCUGUCUGGCUGCAGUCAACCGCUGUGCCAACAGCGUCCCUCGUCAUCAGGCCAGAGUUAUCAAGCUGCAGUACUGUGGAGAGGGACCGAUCCAAAAGACACUCAUGUUGGUGGGAAAGGGCAUCACCUACGACACUGGCGGAGCAGACAUCAAGGCUGGUGGUUUCAUGGCUGGGAUGCACAGGGACAAGUGUGGAGCUGCUGCUGUGGCCGGCUUCUUCCAGAUUUUAGCCAAGCUGAGGCCAGCACAUCUGAAGGUCAUCGGCUCCAUGGCCAUGGUGAGGAACAGCGUCGGUGCAGACUGCUACGUGGCCGAUGAACUGAUGGUUUCCCGUGCGGGUCGCAGAGUGAGAGUGGGAAACACAGACGCUGAGGGACGGAUGGUGAUGGUCGACCUGCUCUGUGAGAUGAAGGAGAAGGCGGUACGUGAGACUUCUCCUCAGCUGUUUACUAUCGCUACUCUGACGGGUCAUGCUAUCAGAGCCAUGGGACCAAACUACUCUAUCAUCAUGGAUAAUGGACCCGCCCACCGCAGUGAAAAUGCUGCUCAGUGGCAAAAAGCUGGAGAGGUGUUGGGUGACGUGUUCGAGGUGUCCAGUAUCAGACGGGAGGACUACGAGUUCCACAAGGGCAAGUCCGAGUACGAGGAUAUUCUGCAGUGCAACAACCUGCCGUCCUCGGCCACACCUCGAGGACAUCAGACCCCUGCGGCUUUCCUCAUCAUGGCCUCAGGGCUCGACAAGCAUGGUGUGGAUUCUGAUGCGCCUCUGCCGUACUCCCACAUUGACAUCGCUGGGUCCAGUGGUCCUUUCCCCGGGGUCCCAACAGGAGCCCCCAUCCUCGCCAUGGCAACCAACUACAUUCUGCCUGAUGGUCUCUAAAUAAGAUAACCUAGUAUAAAAAAAAAAAA
Messenger RNA from Morone saxatilis (striped sea-bass), 1692 nucleotides. RefSeq lists its product as uncharacterized. Gene Ontology annotation, cellular component: cytoplasm. NCBI's taxonomy places the organism in Eukaryota, Metazoa, Chordata, Actinopteri, Moronidae. The record is from RefSeq and is a predicted model, not a curated record. Gene Ontology annotation, molecular function: metalloaminopeptidase activity; manganese ion binding. The transcript is spliced from 16 exons. The coding region runs from base 110 to 1663 and encodes 517 amino acids. Gene Ontology annotation, biological process: proteolysis.